AUGGGGCUUCUCUCCAGCCUUUCCCUCCAGCAGCUGACGGAGCUGCUGCAGAAGUCCCUGGGUCGCAAGAGGAGGAAGAGGAGGAGGAGGAAGUCGGGCGUCCCGCGAGUGGCCGAGGACACCAUGGGCCGGGCCAUGGCCCGCAGUGUGGGCGGGUUUGCCUUGGGCAUGGCCCUCUCCGGCAUCUACGGGGCGCUGGUCAUUUUCGUGCAAGGUUACAACAUCUGGUACUGUCUGACCACGACCAUCAUGCUGGCCGCGGGCCUUGGGCUCGGCAUGGGCUUCUCCCGCAAAGUGAGGGUCACCGUCCUCCUCACGCUGCCCCAGAUUUUCUCAAAGGAGGGCAAGACCAUGAUGCUGCUGCUGGCCUUCGGCCUGGCCAUGGAGGGCCCCUUCGCCAACAUCCUCCGGAACUUCAGCCGGGCCGCCGAGGCCGUGUCCUGCGGCGCGGAGCUCGCCCUGAACCAGACGGCGGACAUGCUGCAACGGGCCCGCCAGCCCCUGAUCAACGUGCUGCAGAAGAUCAAGGCGAUUGCCCAGAAGGCCAAGGUGGUGGGCGACCGCGUGCGGAAGCUUUUCCGGUCUGUGAUGGACUCCGUGCGCCACGUAGCCCACUGCCUGCGCAACGUCUGGUACUGGCUCCUGAACAUGGGCAAAAUUUGCAACGAGGAGAUGGGCACCCCCUACCGGAAGUGCGCCCGCAUCUUCGAGAACGCCAAGGACGAGUGUCAGCGGGCCGUGCCCUUCCUGUACUUCCUCUGCCACAUCGUGCUGCUGUUCAAAUACCUCUGCGGCCUGGCGAACAUCCUGCUUGUCUUCUGCAUAAUUCCUCGGUACAUCGUGCCCUUCCUGCGCCGGAAAGUAGCCCAGCCCAUCGUGGCCGUCCUCAACCGGGUGCGUCGCGAGUUCGAAUUCAACAUCACCACCGUGCACAAGUACGAGGUGGCCAUCAACGCGAGCAAGAGCCUGAACCAAGUCGCGUUCGACAUCAUGGAGGACAUCUCUGCUCGGCUGCAGCCGGCCAAGGAAGCCGUGGGCCUUUUCGGAUACAUGUCCACCCUGCUCAUUCUCUACGUCUACAUCAAGGCUCUGCUCUACCGAAAGCGCUACUUGCACGAGGACAACUUCGACAACAUCUACAUCACCAAGGCGUUUUUGGAACUGGACGCGAUGCGGAGGAAGAACAGGCGGCCCAGCGUCCUGCCGCUGUCUGCGAAAGAGAGCACCAAGUACAUCCACCCAGCUUCGCUCGUGCUGCCCCGGAAAGAGCAAUUCCGCUACGCCCUGGCGAUCGCCUCCAUCUGCCGCCAGCUGAUCCUGGCCGUCCUGCUCAUCGUCGCCGACUUCUCCGUCUUCUGGCUGUUCGACUUGGUGCGAUUCCAGCUGCAUGGGGAAAUUGUAGCCAGAGCCCCGAUGACGAUGAGCGUCAGUGUAAGCGGAAAGGGCUACAUGGGAGAGAUGUACCGGGACCUGGCCUCCUCCUUCGAUGUGCUGCAGCGCGGGAACGUCAGUGUGCUCUCCCCGAAGUGUCGCUUGCGCCCUGCGGAGCCGGAUUAUAAUGGCUACGUAGCCAUCGGCCUCUUGUAUGGUCUUUGCUUUUUCAGCGCCAUCUUCGGCACGUACAUACAGCGCCUGAGACGGGCAGUGUGUGCCUGGUACUAUCCCUCCCGGGAACGGGAGCGGAUUUGCUACCGCUACAACACCAUCCUGACCCGACGGAAUGGGCUGGCGAGAGCCGUGCUUCAGGCCGUAAGGGAACGAUCGGCAGACGGAGGACGCACCAGUAUCUUACUGGUCCUUGCAGCGAAGUGUCCAUGUGCCUGGCUGGUUAAGAAGCUGGGCGUACAUGAGUCCUACUGCAUGGGUUGCGGAAGGAUCCGGGACGGCACGGCCAGCGAAGGCUUUGUCACUUGCAUCACCCCGGGAUGCCGAGGUAUCUACUGCCCUGAGUGUUACAAACUCCUGAAAAAUACCUGUUCUAUCUGCAUGGCUCCUCUCACUUACCAGGGAGAGAUGGAUGAAGAGAUGGAUUCCAGCGACGAAGAGGCCAUGGCGCUGUGGACCAGGGCCGUGAGGGCGCUCCGUGGGGUGCCGGACAAGGAACGACAGAGGCGGCGGCAGUUGCUGAAGGCUCGGAUCGCACGGGCCGUGAAGGGACAGGGGGGCUGCCGCCGCUUACCCCCCGAGCUGGCCAAGAAGAUCUUAGCCGAGCUGAAGCAAGACGAGGACAGUGAGGACGCAUCCUCCAGCUCAGAAGAAGGCAGCUCCUCCUCUUCCUCCUCGUCUCCAUCCAGCCUGGAUUUUAGUUACCAGAAGGAAGCAGAAAGCAGUAGCAGUGGAGAGUUUUCGGAGGUGAAAAGCAGUAACCCUAAGAAGUAG
Molecule: messenger RNA, 2379 nt
Organism: Varanus komodoensis (Komodo dragon)
Lineage: Eukaryota; Metazoa; Chordata; Lepidosauria; Squamata; Varanidae
Gene: DCST2
Product: DC-STAMP domain containing 2
Exons: 15
Coding region: 1-2379 (792 amino acids)
Cellular component (GO): membrane
Source: RefSeq, a predicted model, not a curated record